Molecule: messenger RNA, 1182 nt
Organism: Acanthoscelides obtectus
Lineage: Eukaryota; Metazoa; Arthropoda; Insecta; Coleoptera; Chrysomelidae
Source: the annotation of a GenBank genome assembly
AGUUGUCAAAGUUGCGCACACGUAUAUAUUUCAAGUCUUUGUCUUUUGCACUUCAUUUCCCGCCAUGGCUUCAAAACAAGAACAAGAAGAGCGCGAGCUCGCCUUCAAGAACAGAAUAAUUUACUCGUUACCAGUAAAAUUAGGAUUUUGGAUUGACGAGUUUGCAUUGCGCGAAGACAGAAUAUUCUUUAUGGAAUACAAAAAGCAGCACUGUGAGUUAUACAAACAGAAGACGAGAAAGAUGUACAGAAACGUUUUGAGGUCUACAUCCUUAGUCGUCGAUGCUCCUUACGUUUUGUUUGGAGUGAACUAUCAGUUGAGAGCUCCGGAUGUUAUAAGUAAUAAUGCUAAAAGUCUGUGUAUAUCAGGAGUAAUGGACGAAAGAGAUAUAUUGACAGCACAACAUUUUCAACAUGGUUGCACGAUUUCUGCGUCUCCGCACAGAACGCCUGUUGUCAGAAACACUUUCAUGCUUCGUGGGCCAGAUUUCAACAAAGUGGGUAAACAGGUGGUGUAUGGAGAGAACGUUUUGAUGCAGAUAAUAGAAACACAUGACCAGAAGCCUUUGUUUGUACAGUGUGAAAAUAUGACGACCGAUACGUGUGGCGGACAUCUUCCUGUAAGACUCACGAAGAGUCCUGAUGCCUACUGCAGGUUCAAGUUUUUUCACUGGAAUCCGCAAAAACGCCGUAAAACGAUGGGCACAACUUUCAAGCCAGAAACUCGAGUCAUUAUCCAACACACAGCAUCUGGGCGCAAUUUGGCAGUGAUACCCAAAAUGCGGUUUCCCACGUUUUAUGGAACAGAAUGUAUGGUCACUUGCCAGACCUUCCAGGAUUCACAUAAGCUAGAGACUGCAGAGAAUUUUUGGCAUGUCAUUAGUGGUGAUACGUAUAUUCGCAAGGAAAAAGGUUCCAAUGCAGCUCGCAAAUGAAUAAAUGAGUGAAGAACAUCAAAUAUUGGAUUAAAUUCUUGUUCUUUCGCUGUUUGUCUAUAAAAUCAUGUGAAGUAAAUGUAAUGUAUGCAAUAUACGUAAUAGGAAUGAAAACGGGGCAGAUUUGAGAAACCUCGCACAAAAUUAUCUGUGUAUAAUCAAAGACUGGUUUGAUAGUAAAUUAUGAAGAAUAAAUUUUGAAAAAACUGACUUUAUUCCUUUCACAUUGUUGCCAUAAAUGUGCCACC